This is a messenger RNA of Eremothecium sinecaudum, 2157 nucleotides long. It is a transcript of the gene IRC3, whose product is annotated as double-stranded DNA-dependent ATPase. The record is from RefSeq and is a predicted model, not a curated record. Lineage: Eukaryota; Fungi; Ascomycota; Saccharomycetes; Saccharomycetales; Saccharomycetaceae. The coding region runs from base 1 to 2157 and encodes 718 amino acids. Gene Ontology annotation, molecular function: ATP binding; DNA binding; hydrolase activity. The transcript has a single exon.
AUGGCUGUACAACGAGGUACGCGAGCAAGAAUGGCGGCAUUUAUGCGAGGACUGACAGUAUUUAAUGCCAGGGGCGGGAUUGUUUGGGCCCAUUUUAGGGCGUUUCGACAACUGCGGUGCUAUUCCGCAGCGGUUCUGAGCACCGAGCAUGUGAAGGAGGCGGUUAGUACAUCAGUCCCAAACUUACGGAGCUACCAGCAGCAGUGUAUUGACAAGUGCAUUGAAUACAUCACCAAGAGGAAUAAGAAGCGCAUUGGUGUAUCACUGGCCACCGGUGGCGGUAAAACUGUGAUCUUCGUGAACCUUGCACAACAGCUUAGAAUGAUCGCUGGGUCACGUGAUCAUACAACACUGAUAAUGCUACACCGCCGUGAGCUAGCACUGCAGGUAUGCAGCACAAUCAAGCGGUUCUUCCCUGAGCUCAACGUUCAGCUGGAAAUGGCUAAAUCGCACGCGGAUGUUCAGCAGGCUGACGUUAUUGUUGCGUCUAUGUAUUCUCUAAUACGGCGGCUAGAUAAAUACCCAAAGGAUUCGAUAAACUUGAUUAUUAUCGAUGAGGCGCACCAUGCUGCUGCAGACUCAUAUGUUGAGGUAUUACAGCAUUUUCGUGCUGAUACCAAAGAUACUGAGGUCCCUGUUGUCGGAUUUAGUGCAACGUUUGAGCGUGCGGAUCGCAAGGCGCUCUCCCGUGUGAUGGAUGAGAUUGUAUUCCAUAAGGGAAUUUUAGAAAUGAUAGAUGAAAAAUGGCUAUGCGAGGGAAAGUUUACUACAGUAGAUGUUAAUGUUGAUUUGUCUCGCGUGAUUGAGACUGGAGACGACUUCCAGCCCGCGAGCCUUUCCCGAGCAAUGAAUACGGACGCAGUGAAUAAAAUAAUACUGAAAACGUACUUACACAAACGUGCAAUGCAUAAUUUGAAGUCGACACUAUUGUUUGGUGUGGAUAUUGAUCAUGUUAAGUCCUUAUGCAAAUUAUUCCAACGACACGGUAUUGAAGCUCAGUACGUUACUUCGAAAACCAGGUUAUCAGAAAGAGACUCCAUAGUGCAGGACUUUCGUGCUGGCAAAAUUGAUGUUUUGAUGAAUUGCGGAAUUUUUACAGAAGGCACUGACAUACCGAAUAUCGAUUGCUUGUUGUUAUGCAGGCCCACAAAGUCUAGGACUUUGUUAGUGCAGAUGAUUGGUCGUGGAUUACGUCAACACCACACCAAAGACCAUUGCCAAGUAAUAGACUUUGUUUCAUCAUGCAAGGUUGGAGUUGUGUCUGUUCCUACAUUGGUUGGAAUUGAUGACUACGAUAAUAAACUAGAUGAUGCUACGAUACAGGACUUGAAGCUGAUGAAAGAUGAUAUAGAAAAAGAACAGGCUCUCAUAGAGCAAAACAAGGCUGAGCGUUUCCAACAAGAGGAGCUCGAGAAGGAACGCAUACAUAAUCAUGUCCAAGAGAACAUGGCUGAGUUGAGUGCCCUGGAUUUGACAUUGACAUCAUAUGAGGAUUUUGAAAGCUUUUACAAAGCCGCUGCAAGAGGAGAUAGCAUAAAUUUCGAUGAUAAGGCCCCCGGGAUAAAGGAAAUUGAACUACUCAUAAAUUCUUCAUAUCCGUGGGUUAGAAUUGGCAAACUUUCCUGGGCAUUAGAUCUCGGUUAUGGAAGUCAUUUGAGAAUCAAUAAGAAUAAGGGGGGUAAAGCAGAUGGCGGCCAGUGCGUUUAUGAACUAAAACUAUACAGGCGCGUUAGUAUACACCACCUACCGAUAAAAUUUAUUCCGCGUGUAGUCAGCGUCAGUCCAGAUAUUUAUGAAAUUAUAGCAUCGGUUGAAAAUAUAAUUAGAGAUCUAAAGAGUAAUUCAUCUUCUAGCUCUAUCUCUACGUCAUCAAGGCCGAGAAAUUUUACGAAAUACUCGACCUGGAGAAGAUUACCAGCCACUGAGCGACAAAAAUCGUCCAUAAGAUUGGCAAUUGCGAGAUAUUUUGGUAAGUUGUCUCCCGGAGAUCGAAACCAGCUUCCGGAAGAUAAAGUUAUAUCGAAAUACCUCUCUAGCAUCACCAGAGGCGAUGCAAAUAUGUUUCUUUUCAGCGUUAGCCUAGCCCCGGUUUUCUCCGUUUCUGUGCUUCUAAAAGCCUUGGCGACUAAAGCCAGCCUAAAUAGCCGUUACUUGUAA